Molecule: messenger RNA, 8157 nt
Organism: Sorex araneus (European shrew)
Lineage: Eukaryota; Metazoa; Chordata; Mammalia; Eulipotyphla; Soricidae
Gene: MYH14
Product: myosin heavy chain 14
Exons: 42
Coding region: 1546-7644 (2032 amino acids)
Cellular component (GO): myosin complex
Molecular function (GO): ATP binding; cytoskeletal motor activity; actin filament binding
Source: RefSeq, a predicted model, not a curated record
CCGAGGCGGGCGGUGGGGCAGCGGCGGGGACGCGGACACUCACCUUGGGCGCGCAGCGGGACGGCGGCGCCGCGGGACUGGGGCGCCGCGGGACGGGAGCGACUGGGCGGAGUGUCCACACUUGCCCCCCAAGUCGAGUUCUCCCUGCGUGUCAGGCAGGAUGGGGGUCCCAGAUGCCAGCGUCGGGCCUUUUUCCGCUGACGGGGAAACUGAAGUUCACUUUGGGACCUUGAAUGCUUUAAUACCUGAGUCAUCGCCUCUUCCACCGUCCACCCCCAAGAUGACAGCGCCUCCGUUUUCCUUAGUAAAAGUUUCUGGGCAGAGAGUGAGAGGGUCGGACUGGCAGGGGCAAAGGGGCUGAGGGUAAAGGCUUUUUGGGGGCGAUUCCGGAUCACACCGGGCAAUUCUUCGGGGCUUCUUACUCCAGACUUAGUGCUCAGGGUGCAUGAGGUGCCAGGGAUCGGAGCCAGCAGCCCUGCCUGCGCUCCAGCCCCUUGCGUUUCUGCUCAAAGACACUUUGUACUUGGGUACUUUUAGCUUGAUCACUAAUUUCUUAUAUUAACUUUAUAUUAACCAGAGCCGCGGGUGGCUUUUGCAUCCUUUGACAGCAAGUUGAACACAGAGGCGGGGCAAAAGCAGCAGCUGCCCGCAGCAGGCUGAUAAUAACAUGUAGGGGACCAGCGGGGACCGGGGUCUCUGAGAUGUUUGAGGUCGCCCCCUCCCCCAGUGGUGGGAUCAGCGGUCUCAUCUAGAGUUGCAGUGCCCAGGAAGACACAGUACCUUUGGUAUAGGAGGGCGGACAGGACCACCGAGGACCAAAGGCAUCCUCCAAGACCCACUGCACCUUCUAGGAAGGCGGAUUCAUCUGCCUGGGCUCUCUCUCCUCCCGUCACAGUACCGUGCCUCACUUUCCCCGAGGGAGGGAUGGGGAUUCCCAUGCUCCGUGGUUUGGUGGACUCUAUGAGCUAAAAUUCCCAGUGCAGUGCCCAGAGCAGAAAAGCUCCGGUGCCCAGCUGGCACCAGACCAUAUCCAAGCCCUUCCAACCACGGCUGUGUCGCUUCACUUGGGGAAACUGAGGCUCAGGGGGAGAAAACGCCGCCGCGGGGCAUUGCUUGCAUAAGAACCGGCCUGACACCUCCUCCCGCGUCGUCGUAUUGUCUGUCUUUGGCCGCGGUGACGAGCCGGAGGCCCGAGGCUCGGCCGGCGCGCGCGGGAUUCGAACCUGGUUUGCGCGCGGCCCUCCCUCCCGGCCCCGCCGCGGGGCCCUUGACCUCUGCCCGGCAGCCGCAGCAGCAGCAGCAGGAGGAGGAGCCCCGGCGCCGAGGCCGCCGCCCACCUGGCACCCGGCAGGUCCCCGCCCUCCUCCCCGGCCCGGCCAGGUGCGGUGACAUCAGAGCCGGCUCCCGCCGGGCGCCGCGACGUGGCUCCUCCCCGCGCUGGACCGCCGGGGCCACCGCACCUGAGAGCUCUGCCUGCCGCGCCGCGCCGCGCCCGCGCCCGACUCCCCGCGCCGCGCGUCCCGCACCGGCCCGCGCCCCCAGACCAUGGCUGCUGCAACUAUGACAGUGCCUGGCAGGAAGGUGCCCCCCAGGCCAGGGCCCGUGCCCGAGGCCGCCCAGCCCUUCCUGUUCACACCCCGUGGCCCUGGGCUGGGCGGCGGGCCUGGUGGUCCGGGCACCUCCCCGCAGGUGGAGUGGACGGCGCGGCGCCUUGUGUGGGUGCCCUCUGAGCUGCACGGCUUCGAGGCGGCGGCACUGCGAGAGGAGGGCGAGGAGGAGGCCGAGGUGGAGCUGGCAGAGAGCGGGCGGCGGCUGAGGCUGCCCCGCGACCAGAUCCAGCGCAUGAACCCGCCCAAGUUCAGCAAGGCUGAGGACAUGGCGGAGCUGACGUGCCUCAACGAGGCGUCCGUGCUGCACAACCUCCGGGAGCGCUACUACUCGGGCCUCAUCUACACCUACUCUGGCCUCUUCUGCGUGGUCAUCAACCCCUACAAGCAGCUCCCCAUCUAUACCGAGGCCAUCGUGGAGAUGUACCGGGGCAAGAAGCGCCACGAAGUGCCGCCACACGUGUAUGCAGUGACUGAGGGCGCCUACCGCAGCAUGCUCCAGGAUCGCGAGGACCAGUCCAUUCUCUGCACCGGGGAGUCCGGGGCAGGGAAGACAGAAAACACCAAGAAGGUGAUCCAGUACCUGGCCCAUGUGGCUUCGUCCCCCAAGGGCAGGAAGGACCCAGGAAUCCCGGGCGAGCUGGAGCGGCAGCUGCUUCAGGCCAACCCCAUCCUAGAAGCCUUCGGCAACGCCAAGACUGUGAAGAAUGACAACUCAUCCCGCUUCGGCAAGUUCAUCCGCAUCAACUUCGACGUGGCUGGGUACAUCGUGGGCGCCAACAUCGAGACCUACCUGCUGGAGAAGUCUCGGGCCAUUCGCCAGGCCAAGGACGAAUGCAGCUUUCACAUCUUCUACCAACUGCUGGAAGGCGCUGGGGAGCAGCUCAAGGGUGAACUGCUCGUGGAGCCCUACUCCAACUACCGCUUCCUCACCAAUGGGCCUUCGUGCAUGCCGGGCCAGGAGCGCGAGCUCUUCCACGAGACGCUGGAUUCCCUGCGCAUACUGGGCUUCCUGUAUGACGAGAUCAUCUCUAUACUGCGGAUAGUCUCGGCGGUCCUUCAGUUCGGCAACAUCAUACUGAAGAAAGAACGGAACACGGACCAGGCAACCAUGCCUGAUAACACAGCUGCUCAGAAGCUCUGCUGCCUCCUGGGACUGGGGGUGACCGAUUUCUCCCGGGCUCUGCUCACGCCCCGCAUCAAAGUUGGCCGAGACUAUGUACAAAAGGCGCAGACCAAGGAGCAGGCUGACUUUGCCCUGGAGGCCCUGGCCAAGGCCACCUACGAGCGUCUCUUCCGCUGGCUCGUCCUGCGCCUCAAUCGUGCUCUUGACCGCAGCCCCCGCCAGGGCGCCUCCUUCCUAGGCAUCCUGGACAUCGCCGGCUUCGAGAUCUUCCAGCUGAACUCCUUCGAGCAGUUGUGCAUCAACUACACGAACGAGAAACUGCAGCAGCUGUUCAACCACACCAUGUUCGUGCUGGAGCAGGAGGAGUACCAGCGCGAGGGCAUCCCCUGGACCUUCCUGGACUUCGGCCUCGAUCUGCAGCCGUGCAUCGACCUCAUUGAGCGGCCGGCCAACCCCCCUGGGCUUCUGGCCCUUCUGGAUGAGGAAUGCUGGUUCCCGAAGGCCACGGACAAGUCCUUCGUGGAGAAAGUGGCCCAGGAGCAGGGCGGCCACCCCAAAUUCCAGCGGCCGAGGCAGCUGCGGGACCAGGCUGACUUCAGUGUCCUGCACUAUGCCGGCAAGGUGGACUACAAAGCCAAUGAGUGGCUGAUGAAGAACAUGGACCCGCUGAACGACAGCGUGGCUGCUCUGCUGCACCAGAGCACAGACCGGCUCACGGCGGAGAUCUGGAAAGACGAUCUUGGGGGUUUCCAGCCUUUCUCUAUCCUGGGUUCCCUCCCGCCCCCAGGAGCCACAGGGCGGCGUGGCCCCGCCCUCUCCCCGGCAGGGGGCGGCUGCUGCUGCGGGACUUCCGUGGAGGGCAUCGUGGGGCUGGAACAGGUCAGCAGCCUUGGGGACGGUCCACCAGGGGGCCGGCCCCGCCGCGGCAUGUUCCGGACCGUGGGGCAGCUGUACAAGGAGUCCCUGAGCCGCCUCAUGGCCACACUCAGCAACACCAACCCCAGCUUUGUCCGCUGCAUCGUCCCGAACCACGAGAAGCGGGCAGGGAAGUUGGAGCCACGCUUGGUGCUGGACCAGCUGCGGUGCAAUGGAGUCCUCGAGGGGAUCCGCAUCUGUCGCCAGGGCUUCCCCAACCGAAUCCUCUUCCAGGAGUUCCGGCAGCGGUAUGAGAUCCUGACUCCCAAUGCCAUCCCCAAGGGCUUCAUGGACGGGAAGCAGGCCUGUGAGAAAAUGAUCCAGGCCCUGGAACUGGACCCCAACCUCUACCGCGUGGGACAAAGCAAGAUCUUCUUCCGGGCAGGGGUGCUGGCCCAGCUGGAGGAGGAGAGGGACCUGAAGGUCACAGAUAUCAUCGUGUCCUUCCAGGCAGCCGCCAGGGGGUACCUGGCUCGAAGAGCCUUCCAGAAGCGCCAGCAGCAGCAGAGCGCACUGAGGGUGAUGCAGCGAAACUGUGCCGCCUACCUCAAGCUGCGCCACUGGCAGUGGUGGCGGCUCUUCACCAAGGUGAAACCACUGCUACAGGUGACGCGACAGGAUGAGGUGCUGCAGGCGCAGGUUCAGGAGCUGCAGAAAGUACAGGAGCUGCAGCUGCAGAGCGCUCGCGAGGUGGGCGAGCUCCAGUCCCGCCUGGCACAGGUAGAGGAGGAGCGCAGCCGUCUGGCCGAGCAGCUGCGAGCAGAGGCCGAGCUGUGCGCGGAGGCCGAGGAGACCCGGGGGCGGCUGGCAGCCCGCAAGCAGGAGCUGGAAAUGGUGGUGUCGGAGCUGGAGGCCCGCGUGGGCGAGGAGGAGGAGUGCAGCCGCCAGCUGCAGGGCGAGAAGAAGCGGCUGCAGCAGCACAUACAGGAGCUGGAGGCCCACCUGGAGGCAGAAGAGGGGGCACGGCAGAAGCUGCAACUGGAGAAGGUCACCACGGAGGCCAAGAUGAAGAAGUUCGAGGAGGAUCUGAUACUCCUGGAGGACCAGAACGCCAAGCUGAGCAAGGAGCGGAGGCUCUUGGAGGAGCGGCUGUCCGAGUUUUCCUCCCAGGCAGCCGAGGAGGAGGAGAAGAUCAAGAGCCUUAACAAGCUGCGACUCAAAUAUGAAGCGACCAUCACUGACAUGGAAGACCGGCUCCGGAAGGAGGAGAAGAACCGGCAGGAGCUGGAGAAGCUGCGGCGGCGGCUGGACGGGGAGAGCUCGGAGCUGCAGGAGCAGGUGGCGGAGCAGCAGCGGCUCCUGCAGGAGCUGCGCGCCCAGAUGGGCCGCAAGGAGGAGGAGCUGCAGGCCUCCCUGGUCAGGGUGGAAGAGGAGGGCGGGGCCCGCGCACAGCUGCUGAAGGCCCUGCGGGAGGCACAGGCUGGACUGGCUGAGACCCAGGAGGACCUGGAGGCCGAGCGCUUGGCCAGGGCAAAGGCAGAGAAGCAGCGCCGAGACCUGGGGGAGGAGCUGGAGGCGCUGAAGAGCGAGCUGGAGGACACGCUGGACUCCACCAAUGCGCAGCAGGAGAUGCGGUCCAAAAGGGAGCAGGAAGUGAUGGAACUGAAGAAGGCGCUGGAGGAGGAGGCUCGUGGUCGCGAGGCAGCAGUGCAGGAGCUUCGGCAGCGCCAUGGGCAGGCGCUGGGAGAGCUGAUGGAGCAGCUGGAGCAAGCCCGGAGGGGCAAGGCCACCUGGGAUAAGGCCCGCUCAGCCCUGGAGGCCGAGGUGAGUGAGCUUCGCGCGGAGCUGGGCACGCUGCAGACGGCGCGGCAGGACGGGGAGCAGCGGCGCCGGCGCCUGGAGUCGCAGCUCACCGAGGUGCAGGGGCGCGCGGGCGACGUGGAGCGGGCGCGAGUGGAGGCGGCCGAGAAGCUGCAGCGGGUCCAGGUGGAGCUGGAGAGUGUGAACGGGGCCCUGAGCGAGGCGGAGUCCAGGGCCAUUCGGCUGAGCAAGGAGCUCAGCAGCGCCGAGGCCCAGCUGCGGGACAGCCAGGAGAUGCUGGGCGAGGAGAGCCGGCUGAAGCACGCCGCCGAGGCCCGGGCACGCGCCCUGGGCGCCGAGGCCACGGGGCUGCGGGAGCAGCUGGAGGAAGAGGCUGCGGCCCGCGAGCGCGCGGAGCGCGAGCUCCAGACAGCGCAGGCGCAGCUCUCGGAGUGGCGGCGGCGCCAGGAGGAGGAGGCGAGCGCUGUGGAGGCUGGCGAGGAGGCCCGGCGCCGGGCGGCCCGCGAGGCCGAGACACUGGCUCAGCGCCUGGCUGAGAAGACGGAGGCAGCUGAACGGCUGGAGCGGGGCCGGCGGCGGCUGCAGCAGGAGCUGGACGAUGCCACAAUGGACCUGGAGCAGCAGCGGCAGCUGGUCAGCUCCCUGGAGAAGAAGCAACGCAAAUUCGACCAGCUCCUGGCAGAGGAGAAGGCGGCCGUGCUGCGUGCCGUGGAGGAGCGGGAACGCGUGGAGGCUGAGGGCCGGGAGCGCGAGGCCCGGGCACUGUCGCUGGCCCGAGCACUGGAGGAGGAGCAGGAGGCACGCGAGGAGCUGGAGCGGCAGAACCGGACACUGCGGGCAGAGAUGGAGGCGCUGCUUAGCAGCAAGGACGACGUCGGCAAGAGCGUGCAUGAGCUGGAGAGAGCCCGCCGCGUGGCUGAGCAGGUGGCCAGUGACCUGCGGACGCAGGUGACAGAGUUGGAGGACGAGCUGACGGCCGCCGAGGACGCCAAGCUGCGCCUGGAGGUGACAAUGCAGGCCUUGAAGGCCCAGCACGAGCGGGACCUGCAGGCCCGGGACGAGGCGGGCGAGGAGCGGCGGCGACAGCUGGCCAAGCAGCUGCGGGACGCAGAGGUGGAGCGGGACGAGGAGCGCAAGCAGCGCGCCCUUGCCGUGGCCGCGCGGAAGAAGGUGGAGACCGAGCUGGAGGAGUUGAAGGCGCAGAUGGACACGGCGGGGCAGGGCAAGGAGGAGGCGGUGAAGCAGCUACGAAAGAUGCAGGCCCAGAUGAAAGAGCUGUGGCGGGAGGUGGAGGAAACGCGUACUUCCCGGGAGGAGAUCUUUGCCCUGAAUAAGGAAAGUGAGAAGCGCGUCAAAGGGCUGGAGGCAGAGGUGGUGCGGCUGCAGGAGGAACUGGCCGCAGCAGACCGCGCCCGGCGCCAGGCCCUGCAGGAGCGGGACGAGAUGGCUGAUGAGGUGGCCAGUGGCAGCCUGAGCAAGGCAGCCAUCCUGGAGGAGAAACGACAGCUGGAGGGGCGCCUGGGACAGAUGGAGGAGGAGCUGGAGGAGGAGCAGAGCAACGCGGAGCUGCUGGGUGACCGGUACCGCAAGCUGCUCCUCCAGGUGGAAUCGCUGACCUCAGAGCUGUCGGCUGAGCGCAGCUUCUCAGCCAAGGCGGAGAGCGGGCGGCAGCAGCUCGAGCGGCAGAUCCAGGAGCUCCGGGAGCGGCUGGGCGAGGAGGAUGCUGGGGCCAGGGCCCGGCAGAAGAUGACCAUCGCUUCUCUGGAGUCUAAGCUGGCCCAGGCCGAGGAGCAGCUGGAGCAGGAGACCAGGGAACGCAUCCUCUCCGGCAAGCUGGUCCGCAGGGCUGAGAAGCGGCUGAAGGAGGUGGUGCUGCAGGUGGAAGAGGAGCGCAGGGCAGCUGACCAGCUCCGGGACCAGCUGGAGAAGGGGAACCUUCGGAUGAAGCAACUGAAGCGGCAGGUGGAAGAGGCUGAGGAGGAGGCGUCCCGGGCCCAGGCCGGCCGCAGGCGGCUGCAGCGGGAGCUGGAGGACGUCACCGAGUCAGCAGAGUCGAUGAACCGAGAGGUGGUCACGCUGAGGAACCGGCUCCGCCGCGGGCCCCUCACCUUUACCACCCGCACCGUGAGGGAAGUCUUCCACCUGGAGGAGGGCGUGGCAUCAGAUGAGGAAGCUGAUGGGGCGGAUCCAGCGCCUCAGGAGCCUGAGGGGUCCCCAGCUGCCCAGCCGCAGUGACCACACCCUGUGCCUGCUCCGGGUGGCUGCCCUCUCGCACUUUGGAAAUGGGGCCGCUCUCUGGCACCACAGCACUUAUACCCCCCAGGGCAGCAGGGCACUGGACAGCCCCUGUGUGUUCCCAACAUCAUUGGAGGGGCUGGCACCGAGGCAAGGCCUGGGGUUCUCCCCCUGGGGAGGAGAUGUGGGUGUGAUCCAGGCUGAGACCUCCCAACACUUUCAGUGGUUACUGAAUGCUCCUUCUCAGGAGGGGGUCCGUAGAUCCCCUGCCCCCCCAACAGGAGUCCCCUCCUCUUUGCCCUCUCUCCCCUCUGGGUAUCUCUCUCCACCUAACCACUUACCCCCAAACUCUGGGUGGCAGCGGUCUGCACCCCAACCCUCCUCCCCCUGCUCUGUACCCACUGCUGAUUGAACGUUCUCCUGUGAUCUCAGCUCUGCUGGAGAUACCCAUGAAGCCAGAAUCUGGGGUCCCCGCAGCCUCCCAGGCUCUGGAAGAAAUAAAUUUCAGCUCUA